Molecule: messenger RNA, 553 nt
Organism: Mercenaria mercenaria
Lineage: Eukaryota; Metazoa; Mollusca; Bivalvia; Venerida; Veneridae
Exons: 2
Coding region: 34-459 (141 amino acids)
Source: RefSeq, a predicted model, not a curated record
UCAGCGGUCGGCACAAAGAGUUUGGUGCGAGAGAUGGGAGCCGAGUCCGGCGAUAACAGCAGAGAAACAAUGAUUGCGGACGACUCUGGAUCUAACGGCAGAUAUAACGGACCGAAGAAUUUCUCAUACGAAGAAAACGAUGAAAGGUUUAGACGACCCCGGGGCCAAACGUACAACACAGCAUCGAGAAUCCCAGUGAAGUCGACAGGACAAGGUGCAAAGUAUGGUAGUGGACCGUAUAACCAAUAUAAUAGCCGAGAAGGAAACUUUCAACAUGAACGCGGAGGACCUUACAGCCAUAGACCAUUUGACAAGGAUAGUUUCUAUCGCCGUGAAAUGCAAGAGGGGAAAACGAAUCAUUUAACAGGAAGAUUUUUUCGGGAGGCAAAAAUGCCGGCAAAGCAAACAUGGAUGCCGCAUAGUCGAAAUAUUCGGCAUAUCAACACAAGCACAAAAUAACAUUAUUUUCACUGUAUGGUGAACGUUAUUCCAUAUCGGAAUUACAAUGGGAUUUUGGGAGUGGUGAGGAAUUUGCCUCUACUUUAUAAUAAAG